AUGUCAACCCAAGAUUUGUCUACUUUUGAUACUCGACAAUCUGCCAUUGAUGAAGGUGCUCUUGUUGUGAACAUGGUCUUUGAAGACGUCACUGUUCAAGAUGUCAUGAAUGUUCUCAAAGAUUAUGAAAAGUAUUCGGAAUUUGUCGAAGGAACCAACAAGGCAGAGAUUACCAAACAAGUGACACCCGAUGGCAAAGUUGUGGAUGUGUUUUGGAAUGUUACCAUUGCAUCGAUUAAAACUGUAGAGUAUACGUUGAGAUUGGCAUGUUUUGAAGAUGGAAUUUCAUGGUCAGAAACAGAUCAUGGUCCAUUCAAGAAGAAUCGAGGUGGUUGGAAGUUGCGUCCAACAGACGAUGGAAAAGGAGUCGCAUUCAGUUAUAUAAUUUUAUUGGAAUUUAAUAUUUGGGUUCCUGGAUUUAUCAAGGAUUUCCUUGUUGGUAAAGGGCUUCCAAAAACUCUGGAAGCUUUCAAGAAGAGAAUUAAUGAAAAGAAGAAUGAAAACAAAUAA
Molecule: messenger RNA, 510 nt
Organism: Naegleria lovaniensis
Lineage: Eukaryota; Heterolobosea; Eutetramitea; Acrasida; Naegleriidae
Exons: 4
Coding region: 1-510 (169 amino acids)
Source: RefSeq, a predicted model, not a curated record